Molecule: messenger RNA, 255 nt
Organism: Neurospora tetraspora
Lineage: Eukaryota; Fungi; Ascomycota; Sordariomycetes; Sordariales; Sordariaceae
Exons: 1
Source: RefSeq, a predicted model, not a curated record
GUCCAUGGUAGUUCCUGGGGCUAUGUUUUCGGCUGCUACCUCUUGAGUUCCCUCAAGACUGCCCGUCAACCCCCUUCUUGUUCCAUCUCCGACCCCCUAUCACGCGACAAGUGGUCAGGCCAUGACCCCGUAUUGAACAUUUGGACAUCUCCGGCCCGCCGUAACGAACCCAACCCAUUACCACCAUGUCAUCUCGUCUCUAGCUGGCUGUUGUUGCUGCUGGUCCUUUCCCUUCUGUCUAAUCACCGGGUGUGA